Messenger RNA from Abrus precatorius (Indian licorice), 1440 nucleotides. RefSeq names its product protein DETOXIFICATION 27-like. The transcript is spliced from 8 exons. Lineage: Eukaryota; Viridiplantae; Streptophyta; Magnoliopsida; Fabales; Fabaceae. Gene Ontology annotation, molecular function: antiporter activity; xenobiotic transmembrane transporter activity. The record is from RefSeq and is a predicted model, not a curated record. Gene Ontology annotation, biological process: xenobiotic detoxification by transmembrane export across the plasma membrane. Gene Ontology annotation, cellular component: membrane. The coding region runs from base 1 to 1440 and encodes 479 amino acids.
AUGGGAAAUGUCCUCAACGAAGCAGAAACAGAGCGUCCACUGAUACAGUCAACGCCACCCUCUCUCUCUCUGUUCCAACGAACAUGUUCCGAAUCCAGGAAACUCUGCCACAUAGCUGCACCCUCCAUCUUCAGCCGCCUCGCCAUGUUCUCCAUCACCGUCGUCACCCAGUCCUUCGCCGGCCACCUCGGUGACCUCGAUCUCGCCGCCAUCUCCAUUGCCUGCACCGUUCUCAUCUCCAUUACCUUCGGCUUCUUGCUGGGUAUGGCGAGUGCGCUUGAGACACUCUGCGGGCAAGCUUACGGCGCGGGACAGCAGCACAUGUUGGGCAUUUACUUACAACGUUCGUGGGUGGUUCUAUUUAUGUCAUCCGUUUUAAUGUUGCCCAUGUUCUUGUUCGCCACGCCUCUAUUGAAGUUCAUAGGACAACCCGAUGCGGUGGCGGAGCAAGCGGGUGUGGUGGCCUUUUGGUUGAUACCGUUUCACUUGAGCUUCCCGUUUCAGUUCACGCUGCAGAGGUUCUUGCAGUGCCAGCUGAAGACCGCUAUCAUAGCCUGGGUUUCUGGGGGAGCUCUUGCCAUCCAUGUGCUAGUGAGUUGGGUUUUUGUCGAGAAGAUGAGAAUUGGGAUUGUUGGAACUGCACUAACCAUUGGUUUCUCCUGGUGGCUCUCGGUUUUGGGAUUGCUUGGGUAUACCAUCUUUGGUGGGUGUCCUCAUUCUUGGACUGGUUUUUCUGCUGAAGCUUUUGUUGGCCUGUGGGAGUUCUUCAAACUCUCUUUCGCUUCUGGGGUCAUGGUUGCGUUAGAGAACUUUUAUUACAGACUUUUGCUUAUAGUGUCUGGGUAUAUGCACAACACUGAGAUUGCGAUCGAUGCUCUUUCCGUCUGUGUAACUAUAUAUGGUUGGGAAUCAAUGAUACCGCUUGCAUUUUUGGCUGCAACCGGGGUGCGUGUAGCAAACGAGCUUGGCGCAGGCAAUGCAGAAGGGGCAAAAUUUGCCACUGUUGUUUCAGUGGUAAAUACUGUGUUAGUGGGAUUUAUAUUUUGGUUGAUAAUUGUGGUCUUCAAUGAGCAGCUUGCGUUGAUCUUUACGUCGAGCUCGUCUGUUAUCCAAAUGGUCAAUGAGCUGGCAAUCUUGUUAGCCUUUACUAUCCUUCUUAAUUGCAUUCAACCAGUUCUUUCAGGGGUAGCAGUUGGAUGUGGUUCGCAAGCUGUGGUGGCUUAUAUAAACGUUGGUAGUUACUACUUGGUUGGAAUACCUCUCGGGAUUCUCCUAGGCUCGUUGCUACCUUCGGGUAUUGUUGGUAUGUGGACUGGAAUGAUGAGUGGAACGGUGGUUCAAACAUUGAUCUUGACUUUGAUCACGAUGAGAUAUGAUUGGGACAAAGAGGUACGAAAAGCCCAGGUUCUUAUUAUAGAGGAGGCAUCGCCCAACAGAUAA